Cylindrotheca closterium is the source of this 525-nucleotide messenger RNA. NCBI's taxonomy places the organism in Eukaryota, Bacillariophyta, Bacillariophyceae, Bacillariales, Bacillariaceae. The record is from the annotation of a GenBank genome assembly.
AUGACACGUUUUGGCUUCGUCCUAUACGUCCACUGCUUCCUGAUCUCCAUUGGAGUCUCGUCUGCCUUUCAUACACAAUCGCUGAAUCGACAGCAAGAACAACGCACUGUUCUUGUUCUUCAACGAAGAAGUUCUACAACCAGAUUGUUUUCAGAACCCAAGUAUUACAACUACAACAACAACGGCGACGACACAGACGACAUUACCAAAUACACAUUUGAUUUGCCAAUGUCUGGCUUUUGGGAAGAUACUGACUUGCACGGACAGUUGAAGGAUCGUCGAAUGAAAAUUCACGACGGUGUGGGCAGACGAUACAUUGUUCGCACACGAGAAACAGGAAAUUUGAACGUGCACCUGGAGCCGUCGAGCGCAUCUGCCACGGAUAACGUUGUCAACCAGCUGACGGAUGGUCAAAUUGUUAGAUCCACUGGACCGACCAGAGGGAUUUGGAUUCCACACGAUGGUGGUGGUUGGAGUGUUUCGGAUCACCAAGGAUUUACUUGGUUGGAGCCGAUUGAUGAAUAA